AUGGUCUCAUUUUGGCCCUGGAAGGGCGAGGAUAAUUCCCCAGCAUCUUUCGAAAAGACGUUGUCCACGCUGUCUACUAAGAUCGCCCAGGCCACCACUCGCCUCGAUCAGCAGCGCUCGACGUCACGGCGAUUCAAGGCCCUCUGGACUUUAUAUUCGACUUUUGCAUACCUCUUUUAUUCUAUUAUAUUGGCUCUGGUUUUAGGAUGGGAGAGUUGGGGUCUAAAGGAGUACGCCGCAAUUGCUGGCGGCCCUGUGAUGAUUUACGGGGUUCGCGCUACUAGCUCUCGAUUAUUUGAUUACCGGAUCUCCAAAUCCCAACGCAGUCUCAAUGAGCUUCACAAACAACGUGAGGUGACGAUCGAGAAGCUCAAGGUCGCUACGAGAUACAACUCCACGCAAGAACUGCUCGAAAAGUACGGCGGAGAGUCUCCUAAACAGUCUUCAAGCCCCCAGGCCGAGACCAAGGAACCCAAACCAGGAUCACCACGCCCACCUCCACAACGAACAGGCCUUCCUCCUCCCCCCACCGCCAACAUUCGCCGUCCUCCUCAGCCACAAGCCGGGCCACAAAAUCCUCCGCCUCCUCCUUCUCCCCAUCGGAUCUCCCCGCAACAGCAGCAGCAACAACAACCUCUACAUAAUGCUCCCUCCCAAGUCCCACAACUUACCCCCACUGAUGAGCCCGGUUUUGCACCUAAUGCAUUUCCAAGCUCGGGACAGUAUAUUGAACAGCCACACUGGUACGACCGUCUAUUAGACGUGCUGCUAGGUGAGGAUGAGAUGCAGCCUCGCAACCGAAUGGCUAUGAUCUGUUCCACCUGCCGCCUCGUCAACGGCCAAGCACCCCCCGGUAUUAAGACUCCAGAGGAACUGGGACGUUGGAGAUGCGGUAGUUGCGGAGCAUGGAAUGGCAUCGAAAACGAAACAACUCAGAUUAUAUCUAGCUUACGUGAGGGCGCCACUACAGAAGGCUCAUGGGGGCCAGGUCCUACGGUUGGGGGCGAUCAGCAAUCCCAGCCUUCGGAUGUGGAGGAUGUUGAGGAAAUGACACCAUCUAGCGAGGGAGAGCAGAGUCCUGACUCAGAAACUUCAGGAGUUGAAGAAACUCCGGAUGAACAGCCUGAAGAACCUAAGUCUGAGCCAGUACGUCGAUCUAAGCGUGGCAAGUCGAGUCAGUAG
Messenger RNA from Penicillium angulare, 1182 nucleotides. RefSeq lists its product as uncharacterized. The coding region runs from base 1 to 1182 and encodes 393 amino acids. The record is from RefSeq and is a predicted model, not a curated record. NCBI's taxonomy places the organism in Eukaryota, Fungi, Ascomycota, Eurotiomycetes, Eurotiales, Aspergillaceae. Gene Ontology annotation, cellular component: endoplasmic reticulum tubular network. Gene Ontology annotation, biological process: endoplasmic reticulum tubular network organization. The transcript is spliced from 3 exons.